Molecule: messenger RNA, 2519 nt
Organism: Labeo rohita (rohu)
Lineage: Eukaryota; Metazoa; Chordata; Actinopteri; Cypriniformes; Cyprinidae
Gene: lmod2b
Product: leiomodin 2 (cardiac) b
Exons: 3
Coding region: 400-2130 (576 amino acids)
Biological process (GO): myofibril assembly; muscle contraction; pointed-end actin filament capping
Cellular component (GO): myofibril; striated muscle thin filament
Molecular function (GO): tropomyosin binding; actin binding
Source: RefSeq, a predicted model, not a curated record
UAAGCAUUUACCACCUUGAUUUCAAAAACGACUUGCUAUUAUAAGGACAUUACUGUUUCUCUCUAAGCUAUCUCCUCAGAGUCUAUCUGCUUAUUUUGGACAUGAACAAUGCAGUCAGCAUUCACUGACAGACCUCGCGGUGGCCAUGUUGUGAGCUCACAUGCUUUUUGCAGCUCUGUCUGAUUGACUCCUGCCUCCCAAAAAAGCAACAGCAUCAUGGGCUGGGGCUUUGUACCACGUCUCUCUGAUCCAGCUCUUAAGACCCCUCCAGCUGCCCACCACAGUAGAUGAGCAUUCACUCUCGCUUACACCACUUGAAAGAUCCCAGGCGCCUGGGAUAGCACCAAUACUGAGACAAAACCAAGACUUUAAGACUCUUGAGAAAACUACCGAGAGGCCAUGAGUACAUUCGGCUAUCGGCGGGAACUAAGUAAGUAUGAGGAUUUGGAUGAAGAUGAGCUGUUGGCUUCGCUGACUGCCGAGGAGCUUCAGGAGCUCGAGAAGGAGUUGGCUGAUAUUGACCCAGAUGACAAUCUUCCCAUCGGACUGCGACAGAGAGACCAGACAGAAAAGACUCCCACUGGAACGUUCAGCAGGGAAGCUCUGAUGAAAUACUGGGAAAAUGAGACUCGAAAACUGUUGGAGGAGGAGAGGAUCGGAUCGACAAGUCCUGGACAGAAAGAUGAAGACAGCAGGGAAGCAGAGGAAUGCAUGACUGAGAGCGACACUGAAGAAUCUGGGGAUGAGAAAGACAAGGCUGAAGAACAAGAGAAAGACACCCAAAAAUAUCAGGAAGUUGAGGAAGACCAAGAAGAGGAAAGUGAACCAGAGGAGCCGGUAACAGAAGAAGAGGAAGAGGCGGAAGAAGACGAUGAAGAGGAAGAAGAGGAAGAGGAAGAAACUGAAGAAGAGAACAGUCCUAAAAUGGCACUGGCACAUGAUUGUACCACUCACCCUCAGAAGUGUUGGUCUUCCAACGGUCAGCCCAAUCAGAGACAGGCAGAGCCUGUAAAACGAUACACUCCACUGAUGAGUGAACCAAAAGUCCAAGUUCAGGAGCCCAGUCGCAUGUCAGGAAACCCCACCGUGGUGGACGAGGUUUUUGAAAAGAUCCUCAACAAUGACCCAGAUACCACUGAAGUCAACCUCAACAACAUUGAAAAUAUCUCCCAAGACACUCUUAUCCGAUUUGCAGAAGCAUUACGUUCUAACACAAACGUACGUUUCUUUAGCCUUGCCAACACGCAUGCAGAUGACCAGGUGGCUUUUGCCAUUGCCAAGAUGCUCAGAGAAAACAGCAACAUCACAAAUCUUAACAUUGAGUCCAACUUCAUCACAGGGAAGGGUAUCCUGGCACUGGUGCAAGCCCUCGCCCGAAACAGCGCUCUAACGGAAAUGCGAUUUCACAACCAGCGACACAUUUGUGGAGGUCAGGUGGAAAUGGAGAUUGUAAAGUUACUGAGGGAGAAUACCACGCUGUUAAAGUUGGGUUACCAGUUUGACCUUCCAGGCCCUCGUAUAAGCAUGACGACCAUUCUUACCCGCAAUCAAGACCUUCAGAGACAAAAGAGAAUGCAGGAGCUGCGCCAACAGCAAGGAGGUGCAGCGACGCCAACAAACCCAAGAACAGUCGCUCUUCAGAAGAGCACGACCAGCUCUUCUCCUUACGGCUCUCCUCGGAGUUCACCAUGGUCAUCUCCAAAGCUACCACGCAUUGACAUGGCGAAAAAGAACGCUCCCCCUGCUCCUCUACUUCCCCCACCACCACCACCUCCUCCACCACCACCACCACCUCCACCUCCACCACCCAAAGCCUUCGUCCCAGAGAAGAAGGCGGCUCCAUCCAGAAUGAUCGCCGAAGUCAUCAAACAACAAGAAGGGACUUCCAAGAAACAGCAGCAUGGUCCCACCAAAUCUAAGUCCAAAAAAGGCAAAAAAGGGGCUCCAAAGCAAACAGAGACUGACAGCAUAUUAAAGGAACUGAAGAAUGCUUUAAAACCCAUCAAUGACAGAGAGAACUCCAGACCAUCCACACCUCAACGUUGCGCUCACGAUGAACUCAUGGCCGCCAUCAGAGGCAGUAGCAUCAAAAGCCUCAAAAGGGUGGAGGUUCCCAAGUAUCUUCGGUAACCAGGCUGUAAGACAGAACAGGAAACCAAUCUCCGGAGCAUCAUCUGCAAUAUAAGAUGUGUAAACAGAGAUGCUGUGUGCUUUUUUCAGACACUUGGAACAUUUCUGGUUAAUGCAGGUGUUUGGCGAGUUUGCAUUAAAUGUUUCAAGAUUUCAAAUUCUGUAAAUGUGCACUUGAUCACAACAGGGUUUUCUGUAUUGGAACUGACCUGGACAUUUGCACUGUAUUCAUUUUUUUAUUAAUAGUGAUAGUUUCUGCUGUUGUUGUGAUUAUACCUUCAUGUUUUAAAAUGAAAAAUCAACUUUGCUAAUGAUUUUUAACACCAUUUCAUGUUUGUAUAAAUGUAAAUAUUUGACGAUUUAAAAUGAUUAAAUUUAAUAAUCAAGUA